UGCGGUCAGCGGCCCAGCGGCCGAAAAGAUGGUGUCCUGGAUGAUCUCCCGAGCCGUGGUGCUGGUGUUCGGGAUGCUGUAUCCUGCGUACUAUUCCUACAAAGCCGUGAAGACGAAAAAUGUCAAGGAAUACGUCCGCUGGAUGAUGUACUGGAUUGUCUUUGCCCUCUACACUGUCAUUGAAACGGUGGCCGAUCAGACACUUGCCUGGUUUCCCCUGUACUAUGAGCUAAAGAUUGCCUUUGUCAUUUGGCUGCUGUCACCCUAUACUCGAGGGGCCAGUUUAAUCUAUAGAAAGUUCCUUCAUCCCCUGCUGUCAUCAAAGGAAAGGGAAAUUGAUGAUUAUAUUGUCCAAGCCAAAGAAAGAGGCUACGAGACGAUGGUGAAUUUUGGACGGCAGGGUUUGAAUCUAGCAGCCGCGGCCGCCGUCACCGCAGCAGUGAAGAGCCAAGGUGCAAUAACGGAGCGAUUGCGAAGUUUCAGCAUGCAUGAUCUGACAGCUAUCCAAGGGGAUGAGCCCGUGGGACACAGACCCUACCAGACUUUGCCAGAAGCAAAGAGGAAAGGCAAACAAGCCACCGAGUCACCAGCCUAUGGGAUUCCACGGAAAGAUGGAAGUGAGCAAACGGACGAAGAAGCAGAGGGGCCGUUCUCAGAUGACGAGAUGGUGACUCACAAGGGGCUGAGGCGAUCCCAGAGCAUGAAGUCUGUCAAGACCAUCAAAGGUCGCAAAGAGGUACGAUACGGGUCGCUGAAAUAUAGAGUCAAGAAGAGACCUCAGGUGUAUUUUUAGUGUCUACACCUCGCCCAUCCCAAGACAAAUGAACGUUAAGAAAUCAAUUUCAUUUCCUAACACGAUGCAUUCAGGACUUACACUUUAAAUCUUCAGAUUGUGGCAAUGUUGGGAUUUACAUAAUGACUUUAAAUGCUUUGUGUUCCUUUAACAAUUACUUUUAGAUGUUUAACUGCUAAAUGUAGUUAUAUAAGGUUUGUUAAUGUACGCGUAGAUAACAAAAGUGACAGAGAAUCAUGAUCCUGAUGUCAACAGCAACACUGAGUGCCUAGGAUCGAAGUAUAAGCAUGGACACCCAGGGUAUACUUAAAACAUCUCUGCUGCAGGAUACACGUGCCGAUCUGGUGGUGUUGCGUUCUGUUUACGUCCAUCUGUGCCACAUCUAUCACAGGAGAGUGGUGACAGCCACUGAGGAGCCAGCGUCCUUACCUUAGGAUGGUGCUGUGUCCUUUCCUUAAGUCCUAGAAGCAGUCACCAUGAGCUGACAGUUUUUCAAACAGAUUAUUUGAAAACCCAGGUGUCCACGUAGCACUUUUCCUGGCUAGUUUUGCACACUUGAAAAUUGUUUACUUAUUUUAAGGCUGUACAUUUACUUUACAUUGUACCGAUGCUGUCUAUCUUGUGGUCUGUCAUAUUCUGACAUGUCAAAAUUAUGCCUUGGAACCGCGUCAUCUCCUUUUCCUAUGGGUCUGUUUCAUUUGUUAAAUUCAUUCAGCCUAUGUGGAAACAUGUAACUGUUAAAUUUUUACUCCUUUUUGUUUGUUUGUUUUGUUUUUUGAGACAGGGUGUCUUAUAGCCCAAGAGUGGCCUUGAACUCCCGAUCCUCUGCCUGCUUCUGCCUCGAAAUUGCUGGGAUAACAGGUGUUAUCACACCUGGCUAAUUUUAACUGGCUUUCAAUUAUAUCUUUGACAUCUGAGAAGUUAUCUUAAACAUUAACCAGUUUCCAUAGUUGAAUUCGAUGUGAUUUUUUUUUUUAAUCAACAGCAAAUUACAUUAUUCUAGGGUUCAAAAAAAUAGCUUUUGGGGACUGGAGAGGUGGUUCAGAGGUUUAGAACACUGGCUGCUCUUCCAGAGGACCAUGGUUCAAUUCCCAGCAUCCACAUGGCAGCUCACAACUGAUUUGACACCGUCACACAGAUAAUGCAUACAGGGCAAAACACCAAUGCAUAUUAGAUGGAUGGAUAGGAGAUAGAUAGACAGACAGACAGACAGAUAGAUAGAUAGCUUUUGUGGAAGAGUCACAGACCAAUGUAGCACUUAGUAUUUUUUAACUCAUGGCACUCCCAGUGCCCCAUCCCAUUCCUAGGCUCGGCAGAGGUUCGUCCUGCCUUACAGACCCAACAGUGACUAGCAUCUUUUAGGUCUUUUUCUGCCUGAGAUUAUUCUCUGAAGAUGAGUGUCAGGGUGAAACACAAACAUCAUUGAUGCUUCGUAACACAGUCUUCCAGAGAAAGGCCAUCUUUUUGAUGUAGAGGGAUUGAGCUCGGCUCUUUUAAAGUUGCCCUACAACUGGGCAUUGUGGACACUAAAUCAUAUUAGGGGUGAUAAGUUACCAAAAUUUCAGUAUCAAACAAUAUUUACGUGGGGGUGCCUGAGUGGCAUCCACACACAGCCUCCUCUUGAUGCUACGAAUAUUUUCUAAACUGAAUCACAUUGUUAAUAUUUUUAACACCCACCGGACGAUGGUGGCGCACGCCUUUAAUCCCAGCACUUGGGAGGCAGAAGAAGGUGAAUUUCUGAGUUCGAGGCCAGCCUGGUCUACAGAGCGAGUUCCAGGACAGCCAGAGCUACACAGAGAAACCCUGUCUCGAAAAACCAAUAUGUGUAUAUAUUUUAACACCCAAUAAAAAUUCAAUCUUUACCCUGUCUCGAAAAACCAGAAAAAAAAAAUUCAAUUUUUUUCCUCCCAAAUUUAAUCUUGUAUCUCCACCUACUUUGCUCUGAUUAAUAGCCUCUUUAGAGGAUUUCUAGAAGGAUUCUUUUAAUUUCUAUUCCAACAUCUAUAAAGUCCCAUAAUAAAUUAUUGGACAGAGUGUUAUUCAUUUCGCCUGGACCAGACAUGCUCUGAACCAGUGCUGUGUGGGCAUGGGUGGUUUUCCCUGGAGAGGCUAUGUUACCUGAUAAGGCAAUUUGAUAAGUAGAGUAAGUUACUUUGUCUCCAUGGGGACAGAUUGGCAAGACUGUAUCUUUUUCAAGUCCAGUCUCUGUAUUAAACUUAGCCUUUGGAGCUAUGGAUAGAUACCAUACAUGGGGUACACAAGGCCUUUGAGUUCAAUCCCAGAACCAAAAAAAAAAAAAAAAAAG
Molecule: messenger RNA, 3098 nt
Organism: Grammomys surdaster
Lineage: Eukaryota; Metazoa; Chordata; Mammalia; Rodentia; Muridae
Gene: Reep3
Product: receptor accessory protein 3
Exons: 8
Coding region: 29-793 (254 amino acids)
Biological process (GO): endoplasmic reticulum tubular network organization
Cellular component (GO): endoplasmic reticulum membrane; cytoplasmic microtubule; endoplasmic reticulum tubular network
Molecular function (GO): microtubule binding
Source: RefSeq, a predicted model, not a curated record